Molecule: messenger RNA, 648 nt
Organism: Rangifer tarandus platyrhynchus (Svalbard reindeer)
Lineage: Eukaryota; Metazoa; Chordata; Mammalia; Artiodactyla; Cervidae
Source: the annotation of a GenBank genome assembly
AUGAAGACAUUUUCAAGACUCAGAAUCUCAUCGAAUUCUGAAGUUUCUGUUUCUAAGAAGGCUUUGCUGCAAGCGACCAUUCCCAAUGGGGCUUUCGACUCUGAGAACAUUAACAAGCCAUCUUUAUUGCCAAAACCAGCAAGUACAAGGAGUCCAGAGAUGAGGCAGGACUUGAGGCCAUGCCUUGGCCUGCUGGAAGCACGUCUGAGCCCUCCUGUUCCCAGGGAUCACGAGGAACAAGCCUUUCUGAGCUGCUACAGUUCCUGCCUGACCUCACUCCUUCGCAGUUGUCAUUUGUCCUUGGCAUGGGUGCUGAAUGCUGACCUCACUCACCCUUGGGGUCCAGGGUCCAGCAUUGGGGCCCUCUCUACCCCAGGUCCUCCACGCCACACGGUCACUGCUCUCCUCAGGGACCAGGACAAGGUGCUGCCCCAUGGGAUAUGUACAGGCAAGUUUCAUCAUCCCCCUGGGAAGCAUGAUGCCACCCUUUGGGCCCAGAGAGGGAUUCCAGCUGGGGGCACGUGGGCUGGCUCUGCUGUCUUUGGCCGUUGUUCCUCUUCCAAACCCUGUGCUCCCCCGCCCCUCCAGAGACUGAUGCUGGAGCGCGAGUUGAUUUUCUUGGCUCGAUCUGUCCUUUCUGAGCUCUAG